UGCUUGGAAACUAAGUAGCAAAUAUGGUGAUCUAUAAUUUUGAAGCUCACAUUUCACCAACCAAGUAUGGUAAGUGUGGGAAAUAUGUAUGUCAUCCAAAGCCACUGUUAGAAGGCGAAUUCUGGAGAGGCAAACAUGUUCUAAAGAGAAAGAUAGAACAAGCCAAAACAUAUUGUCUAAACACCUUAAGAAGAUUUACCCAAUUGGGCUUCAAAGAACCACUUCAUCACUCUCUUUAUCUUCAUUAUCAUUGUCUUUGUCCCAAAAUUCAAAUGAUUCUUCUCUUACAGACUCCUCAAUCCAACUCGAUCAGAAGAUUUCGUAUGCGAUUCGUUUGAUUACGCCGCCGCCUCCUGAAAGAAGAGAAGCUCCAUUGCCUAAGAGUGUCCAACAACAAUGUCAGGAACUUGGUGAUGGGGAACUCAGGAGGUGCAACUGGAUCACUCAUACCAGUGAUAAAGCCUAUGUAUCCUUUCACGACGAGUGUUGGGGCGUCCCGGUGUAUGACGACAACCGACUUUUCGAGCUACUCGCUCUAUCGGGGAUGCUGAUGGACUACAAUUGGACUGAAAUUGUGAAAAGAAGGGAACUAUUCAGAGAAGCUUUUGCUGGAUUUGAGGCAAGUACUGUGGCCAACAUGGGGGAGAAAGAGAUAUCAGAUAUAGCAUCUGACAAGGCCAUUAUGCUGGUGGAGAGCAGAGUGAGGUGCAUAGUAGACAAUGCCAAGUGCAUAUUGAAGAUAGCUAGAGAUUUUGGGUCGUUCAGUAACUAUAUGUGGAGCUAUAUGAACUUCAAACCAACAAUAAACAGAUUUAGAUAUCCAAGAAAUGUUCCCCUGAGGAGUCCCAAAGCGGAAGCCAUUAGCAAGGACAUGGUGAAGCGCGGUUUUCGGUUUGUUGGGCCAGUGAUUGUCUAUUCGUUCAUGCAGGCGGCAGGGUUGACGAUCGAUCAUCUUGUGGAUUGUUUUCGGCAUGGCGAAUGCGUAAAUCUUGCAGAAAGACCAUGGAGACAUAUCUGAGUUCGACAUUUCCUACUUUCCCUUCAAAGUUGUGGUUGUUUUGCUUUUGUGAGCAUUAAGUUAACAAUAUAAAAAAUUAUGCAUAGAGAAAGAGAGAGGAACUAAGAUGGAACUUCUCUGCUUCUUUGUUUAUCAGUUUCUGCUAGAAUGGCCAAUUCUGCAACUGAGCAACUCAUCAGUUGAUAUCAAAAAGUGCAGAGCUCACCAUUACAACAGUUGCAGAGCAGCCAUGGUUAUCGACAAGUUGAAGCUGGUGGAGAAUAAUAAGAUUGGUGUAUUUAAUUUGUUUAUGCUUCUAAUAUAUAACUAAUUAUUUUA
Molecule: messenger RNA, 1336 nt
Organism: Cucurbita moschata (crookneck pumpkin)
Lineage: Eukaryota; Viridiplantae; Streptophyta; Magnoliopsida; Cucurbitales; Cucurbitaceae
Product: DNA-3-methyladenine glycosylase 1
Exons: 6
Coding region: 89-1018 (309 amino acids)
Biological process (GO): base-excision repair
Molecular function (GO): DNA-3-methyladenine glycosylase activity
Source: RefSeq, a predicted model, not a curated record